Dermacentor albipictus is the source of this 3144-nucleotide messenger RNA. Its product is annotated as endothelin-converting enzyme-like 1. Lineage: Eukaryota; Metazoa; Arthropoda; Arachnida; Ixodida; Ixodidae. Gene Ontology annotation, cellular component: plasma membrane. Gene Ontology annotation, molecular function: metalloendopeptidase activity. The record is from RefSeq and is a predicted model, not a curated record. Gene Ontology annotation, biological process: protein processing.
AGCACCGCCGGCGUCGAAAUCGGAUCGGCUUCGCCACACCGGUUGUUGAAAGCUCCCGGGAGCAACUUGUCCUUUCCGAAGCGCGCAUUCACCCGCAGAACGACGUUCAGGCGCCCCGGAGGCCGGGUCGAGUUGAAGAGCGUCGCGAUGCUAGAGGCCGGCACGAGGGCUUCCUGCAGCAGCAGCAGCAGCAGCGACAGCAGUUCGAGCUCUUCGGACGCGGACGUGGACCCGGUGGGCGGCGGCAGCCGCGUCGCGCGGCCGGCGAAGCGGCCGGGCUUGCAGCGCCUCGAGUUGCACGAGCUUCACGAAGUGCGCCAGAUGCAGGCGGCGGCGCGCCGUGCUGCCGAUGCGGCGGCUCGUGGCGAUGGCGCAGGCACCGCGCUGGACACGCUAGGCCCCGCAGAGCCGGCGCCGAUGAACCAGGAAGGCAACGACGUCGAAGUAGUGGUUCGACCAGAGAAUUGGUACAUGAACCGGAGAUUCCAAGCAGUGCUUUCCACCACGGCCAUCCUCUGCAGCGUCGCUCUUCUGAUUUAUCUUGGCUCGACUCUAUGGAUUCGCAUAAAGUACCGCGACAUUCUCCGUGCCAGCACCCGAAGGGCUUAUGCAGAACAUGCGGACCUCCCCCUGUUUUCAGGCUGCGACGAAAUGGCAUGCCAACUCUUCCUGGCAGCUAUAAGAACUUCCAUCAACAAGUCUCAAGACCCCUGCAAAGACUUCUACGGGUAUGUCUGCGACGGCUGGAAGCAUCAACACCGUCUGCUCUCUGUUGUGGACGCGGCUGAAGAUACAAUGUACAAACACGCGCUCAACGUUAUCCAACAGGCUUCCCAGGACAGCCACAACAAGGCUCAAGCCGUUUGGUCUGUCACAAGCGUCGAGAAGAAAGUGACCGCCCUAGCCAGGUCCUGUAUUGAACUUUCGGAGAGCAGCCUGCAAGAUCUGAGAAGGUUCAUGUUCGAGCGUCACCUGCCAUGGCCCGAAAAAUCUCGCUGGGACCCACUAGCGAUUCUGCUCGACCUGUCUGGAAACUGGAACGUUCAUCUCUGGUUUCAAGUCAGCAUCAGACUGUCUCCACUUCACUAUGGUAGCACCGAGCCGGUACUGAAGAUUGUUCCCAGCGCCGCCUUUCGCUCGUGGAUGGCUACCAUGCGUGCAUUCACCGGCCAUCCAACAGGGUCGGCGCCGUGGCUUCGCUACCACAUGUACGUUCGCCAGAUGCUGCGCCUGUUCGACGGUUCAGAGUCGGCCUCUGGCGAAAUCGUCUCAACCAUCGAGGCAAUGGACAAGCUCACACUAGAAACGCUGGGACCUGCCAUGAAUGUGCCUGAACCGAGAAUAGUGCGCAUGUCCAUCCGCAACCUUACCGAGACGGCGACUCUCCUCAUCGGAACCGGUCGCCUGGUCCUCCUCUUCAACGAGCACUUCAUGUGGGCACGACGCUUCUCGCCCAGCGAUAUCGUGCAAGUGGAAAACCUGGGUCUGUUACGGUCUGUCGUCUACAUCCUGGGACUCAAUACAGAGACGCAAGAGGCGUUAACGCUGAGCCUGGGACUUCGCGUCGCCAACGAGCUGGGCUGGAUGGCGCACAGAGAAAUCGCGGACGUCACGCUCGAGCUCUCAGGCCUGCCUCCGUCGGCUCACACGCGCCGCUGCCUCGUCCAGAUCGAAAGUACCGUGGGUGUCGGAUGGCUCAGUCUGUUUCCCAAGCAUCAGGAAGCCGAGUCCUUCGUUCGAGACGUGAGAGACGUUCUCAUCGAUGACGUGGCACGUCGAAGUAAGGCGUUUCUUCAGCUCCGUGCCUAUAGUACUGCUACCCCGUCGAACAGGGACAGCUUCCUGGCCAGCGUGCUUCCAGAACCGUCACGCCGAGCUCGCUUCUUCAUCGACUGGCUGAAUCUGAUGGUCGGGCGCUGGCGGCUACAAGAGCGAGGCAUCACCAAUGUUCUCAAGCCGGGCUCCUUGCUCAGCCAUCGAUGGAGUUUUCAUGGUGCUCUCACGGUUACGGAGGACUACUUUGUCUUUCCUUUGUACCACUCGGACCUGCCGCCAGCUGUCAACUACGGCGGCGCUGGCCGGCUAAUUGCUGACGAAGUUCUCAGGGGCUUGUUUCACGAGCUGGCGUACAACCAAAGCCGCAGUCGCAACAACCGAGGCCGCACAGGGUUCUUUGAACAUUCGAACUACACCCUGGCGUCAGAUUGGCCCCCGUACCACGUUGACACCAAGGCUCUCCUGGCCGCCCUGUCUGCGUAUAGAGUAGCUGUCGUGCAAGACUUGAGCAGUGCGUACGCCAGGCUGUCGAGCCUCGCGCAAGACAGACUUUUCUUUGUGUCAUCGUGCUACGCGCUUUGCUCAAGCGGCCACUACGUGGACCCGUUGUAUGGAGACGCGAGGCGCCGUUGCAACGAACCCAUUAAGCAGCUGUCAGAGUUUGCAGCAGCAUUCCGGUGCAAGGCGCCAUUCACCAAGCUUUAGAUAUGACUUGAGUUUCCUUUUUUUUUUUUCGUUUUGGCUUAUUUCACUCGCAUAUAUACGUUUCUCAAUAUGCCAAUGCCGGGCGCAUACGGCUUAUUAAACACUUGUGGAGCAUCGCAGCACCAUAUGGGGUCUCUUUGAUGCGUGGUUAGUUUAUGUAUGCUCUAAAAGAUGCCGUAUCCUAUUUGGGAUACUUGACAGACCGGCUCGAUACUGCAGUGUCGAUUAUGUAUCGCGGUCGCACUUUCACAACCGUCAGGUGCGCUAGGUAUUAAGGGUGUGUGAACAUUCGAAGCUUUCGAAUAACGAAUCAGUGUCCUAUACGAUUCAAAGACCGAGUUGAAUUGUCGCGAUUGGUAAAUGCGAUUAUUCAUGAAAAUAUUUUCGUAUAUUUGAGAACGUCAACCGCGGCCAAAUAAAUAUAAAAUUGGAGCAAAAAUACACUAAAUUUUCACCCGCGCUGGCAUAGUGCAGACAUAACACAUGAGAACAUGAGGCUACGUUACUUGGGUAGCCAUACUUCACACGCUCUACAGCGAUCAUUCGCACUCUUUUAGGAGCCUGUCCAUCUGAAGACACUAUUCUCGUACCUCCUAAUGCUCCAUUUGUGCUUUAUUAAAGCAACGCUUCAUAACGUAUUAUGACAAACUUCCUAACUUUAAG